ACGACCGUACUUUGGGCGCGCGCUACGUAUAAUGGGUACCUAGGAAAGAUCUGCGGGAAAUCGGCGAUCUCGCCCUGACCUGACGAGUUCGCUGGCAAUAGAACGAUCUAGUAAUAAAUGACAGGCGCAGAAAGAUCUCGCACAUCGAUGUAUCUGAGAUUGUGACGGCAGUCGCGAUGGCAAUAGAUAGAUUGGUGACGUGGAGGGGUUUGUUGCCAGAGGGACAUGGAGGCAGUGACGCUGAUGGGUUGUAUAGCUCCAGUCAGACCGGAGCCGGAGCCGUCAACUGUAGGCACGAAUGCACGCUGGGCAGCUUGCCUGAUGGGCGGGUGGCCAAGAAAAAGUCUCGGAGGAAUCGGGUUAGCAUCACGAUACUCCGCUGUAGCUUUGCAGCGAGUGCCAGAGCAGCAACGCCUCACUUAUCGGUGGGUGCGACCGUCCGUCAUCCUUUCCCACCGCCGUGAUCUUGCCGUAGGAAAUUCCUCGAAAGCAUCGAGAUGCUGGGCAUCAGAUCCCGAGGAUCGGGGAAUAUCGUCGAGGACUGGAGACACGAUGUAUGUUCAUGAUGCCUCGUACCUCGUACCUGGCAACCAUUGCCCUCUCCCUCUCUCGCUCUUCCCCUCCUUCGUGGAUUAUUUUGGGAGGGAUGCAAUGAGGAGGAGUGGGAUUUGUGACACCCGACCGGGGGGAAUCCGCUAGGCCUGGUUGGGCGGUCCAGUGAUCUGCGGCUGGUGAAGUGUCCAGUGGGAGUUGCGAAUCC
Messenger RNA from Aspergillus ibericus CBS 121593, 760 nucleotides. RefSeq lists its product as uncharacterized. The transcript is spliced from 2 exons. The coding region runs from base 226 to 699 and encodes 157 amino acids. The record is from RefSeq and is a predicted model, not a curated record. NCBI's taxonomy places the organism in Eukaryota, Fungi, Ascomycota, Eurotiomycetes, Eurotiales, Aspergillaceae.